Molecule: messenger RNA, 2641 nt
Organism: Triticum aestivum (bread wheat)
Lineage: Eukaryota; Viridiplantae; Streptophyta; Magnoliopsida; Poales; Poaceae
Product: putative rRNA methylase YtqB
Exons: 6
Coding region: 80-784 (234 amino acids)
Source: RefSeq, a predicted model, not a curated record
CUCUCUUUUUCGCUGCGUCUGCUGGGUACCAAUACCAAUCCUCACGAUCUCCGCCGCCGCCGCCGCCACCGCAGCAGCCAUGCCUCCUCCCUCACUGCUUCGCCCUCCGCUCUCGCGGCUCCUCCGCCGCUCCCAGACCCCAUCCCCUCUCCGACGAACCCCCAGCUUUACCCCAUCCCCUCCGCUCGUCCAGCCCAAGCGGCGGCACCUCUCCGCCGCGCAGCUCGCCGACCCGCUCUCCGCCGCAGGGGUGGAGGAGGCGGUGGUGGGCUUCGUCACCGGCAAGCGCAAGGCCACCGAGGUAGCCCACGCGGUGUGGGGAAGUAUCGUUCAGAAAGGAGAUACAGUGGUCGAUGCCACCUGCGGGAAUGGCAACGAUACGCUCGCUCUGCUUAAGAUGGUGGCUGAUGAGAGCGUGCGAGGGCCUGUCUAUGGAUUGGACAUCCAAGAUUCUGCGAUAGACAGCACUUCCGCUUUUCUGAAGAUGGCCGUCGACAGCCAUGAGAGGGAGCUAGUCAAAUUGUUUUGCAUAUGUGACAGUAGAAUGGAGGAUAUCAUUCCAAAAGAUUCUCCUGUGAGGCUUGUAGCAUUCAUUCUGGGCUACCUUUCAGGAGGAGAUAAAACAAUAAUCACAGUACCUGAGACACCUGAGCUGGCACUACAAGCUGCCAGCAGAAUUGUUGGCUCAGGGGGACUCAUUAGUGUCCUUGUCUACAUUGGGCAUCUGGGUGGAAGACUUUUUUUGGGAGGAAUCACUGGGGAGGAGUUCCCCCACCUGAAAUAGAUGACCAAGGCCAGUUAGUUACAACAUCAGAAGUAGACGAGAGGAAUCGGCAGCUACCUUGUGAGCCGGCUUAGUAAACCGAUGUGACCACUGACCAGAGUAAAGUUGUCUUACAAAUUCCGGACAGCAGUGGAGCUGAUCAAUGUCGCGGAAGACACACGCAUUCCUUGCAUCCCAAAUCUUCCAUAGGGCGUUGAGGAGUGCGGUAUGGCAUACUGCUGGUGGUAGAGGUAUAGGCGGUUGCACCUCCCAAAUAGUAUUGAUAUCCCGUUGUAGAUCGAUACCCAGGCCUUGCCAAAUCCAUGUGGCCUGACAAGAAUUUUACUCCACCAAAUAUCAUUUUAUUAAGGUGUUCCAUGUCUCGCUUUUCAUGUGCAGUUUCUGGUCUACUGUGUUCACUGAAAUGUUGUGUAAGUAUAUGUCUGUAUCUUGAAUAUUGAUAUGUCAUAAACCUGCGCUCCUUGAAAACAGUACCUGCCGUCCAUUGGUGUGAUGAUGAUAAAACAGAUUGUUGGUUUGGAUCGCUUCUAAAUUGCCGAACCAAGGGCUGGCACGAUCAAGCUGGUAGAAUGGCACUUCUCGUGUGUUCUUCUUGCAUCUACCUAUGGAAGCAUUGAUCUGUCCAUUACUCCCUCUGUCCCGAAUAACUCGUCUUAGAUUUUUCUAGACAAUGACGGAGGUAACAAGAGUACUGCCUUAGAUUUGAACAAAUCCAGGAGGUAUUUGCGUGGAAAAUUUUAUAGAACUUGAUUGGCAUCCAUGGUUAAAUUGAACUUUGACGCCAACAAGAGAAAGUCUUUUUUCUUUUCUUUUUUUGCGGGUGGCCAAUAAGAACAACUCCAUCUGGAAUUCACCAUGGACGCCUACCAUAAUUGGAAAAAAUAUGCGUCUUGCUUUUUCAAGUGCAUGAUGGGAAGAAGUGUUCAACUGAUGUAGCUCCCGGCCUUGGAAGUGAUUUGUAUUCGUGUCACAUUAAGGAAACAAGGGUCAUAAAGAAAUCAUGCAUGAUUUGUAUUCGUGUCACUAUAAAAAUCAAGAAACAAGAGCAAAUCCAUGAGGGGUGCUGCAGCCUACAAGGACGUCAGUUUCGCGUGUUAAAUAACAAUGGGGUGGUGGCGCAGUUGGCUAGCAUAGCUAACGAACCCUCCCGAGGUCGAGAGAAGGACCAGCCUAGUGAGGAAACGCUCAGUGGCAACUUGGGUCGCCACAUGUGCACCUGAAUCAUCAGGUGAAAUUGAGCAAACUCUGAACCUGGUCUUUUUUUUUCCUUCUUUUGGUUUUUGUUUUGAGAUAAAGGUGGUUGGUAGCUCCACUCUGAACUGGGCCGCGGGAAGUCUGAAUUACCGAACUACACUUUAGCUCUAUGAUGAUUCCACCAUGUUGUUUCAGUUCUCAUGGCACUGUCUACACUAAGUGCAGAAUUAUGCUCCGAUUUUAUAUGUUCUCUGACGGGUUGGCAAGACGGCGGAGGAUUCUCACGCUUGUAUGUAGUAGUUCCUUAUUAACAGAGAUUUGCUGCUCCUAGGCCGGCAGUCUGAUGACAGGCCAGUUGCUCCAGUACUAGUUCUCCUGCGGAAAUGAUCACAGUUCUAGUGAAGCUCUACAAGUCUCAUGUUCGGUUCAUGAUGAAUGAACUGCCACAAUGCAUACUGUGAUUGUGAAUUGCAGAUUAUGGAGUUGCGAAAAAAGAAAAAUAUAUGAGUAUGGUUAAGAGUUACGAGAAUGAUUUUUUUUUGUAAAGGCUACAUAUAGAACUGUUGUCAAUUGUACAAUUUUCUUAGGAUGAAUUUGAAGCAAAUUGGUUUUUACGGCAUGGUAUAUAGUCUCGUUUUCAGCUCCGCGUUCUACAGAGUUGUU